This is a messenger RNA of Rhododendron vialii, 977 nucleotides long. Its product is annotated as nucleoid-associated protein At4g30620, chloroplastic-like. The coding region runs from base 145 to 720 and encodes 191 amino acids. NCBI's taxonomy places the organism in Eukaryota, Viridiplantae, Streptophyta, Magnoliopsida, Ericales, Ericaceae. The record is from RefSeq and is a predicted model, not a curated record. Gene Ontology annotation, molecular function: DNA binding. The transcript has 7 exons.
CCUUAAAGCUAACAGAACUGGUCCAACCAAACUUCUAUCCCCCCAGCUCGGUGUCUCCGCCACGUAGCCGGCUCUACCUCCUCGUUCUCGUUAAGCGCACCCCCAGCCUCUCUCUCUCUCUCUCUCUCUCUCUCUCUCUCCUCAAUGGCAGCGUCUACCAGUGCCCUAGCCGGACAAUUUUCCCACAGCCACGGCCUAAUUGACCGCAGAAGCCCUAAUUUCUCUCCAUUCUCAUUCCGUAAACUUAAUCCAUACACCCAUCCUGUUGGUUCUCCCAUUGUAUCUCAGCCAAUGACCCGAAGAUCGAUGCGUAUACACGCCUUAUUUGGAGGCAAAAAAGAAAAUAAUGAGAUGAGUGAUGACGGCUCCUCAAAGGCUGGAAUGUUUGGUAAUAUGCAAAAUCUAUUUGAGACAGUAAAAAAGGCUCAGAUGGUAGUCCAAGUUGAAGGAGUACGUGUGCAGAAAGAACUUGAUGCAGCAGAGUUUGAUGGUUAUUGUGAAGGUGAGCUAAUAAAGGUAACACUUUCGGGUAACCAGAAGCCUGUGCGCACUGAGAUAACCGAGGCUGCAUUGGAAUUAGGAGCUGAAAAAGUCUCCCUUUUGGUCACUGAGGCAUACAAGGAUGCACACCAGAAGAGUGUUCGGGCUAUGAAAGAGAGAAUGAAUAAUCUUGCCCAGAGCUUAGGAAUGCCGCCAGGCCUCGGCGAGGCAUUCAAGUGAUGCUCGUCAAUGGAGAUGAGCUUCAAUUUUGUAAAUGAGCUUUCUUGCAUUGGCUAUAUGCUUUGUGAUGACUUAACAAUCUCCAAGCCAGUCGUUUUAAGUUUCAAAGAACAUUGUUUUGUGUUUUGCUCGUUCUUGUUGGGGAAAUUUGAAGGUUCUUUUUGUUUCUCUUUCGUAUGUUGGUGAUAUAAGAAGGGUCUGCAUUGUUAAAAGUCUCCAAAUGAAAGGCCAAAUUUGUGGCUCCUCUUUAAGUUCAA